AUGAAGAAAUCCGAGCGAUGGACUGAUGAGGAGGUAUCAGCGCUUCUCUACAUCUACGCCGACGACACGACGCAGGGAAUGCUGUUGAAGCCAGUACCCAAUUCCAAGAUCUUCGAUCGUUGUUCGAAGUUGUUGCUUGAGAUGGGAAUCUUGCACAGCGCCAUGGCAUGCCGGCUGAAAAUCAAGAAACUCCGCCAGGACUACAAGAAAACUAAAGACUGGAACAAUAAAAGUGGUAACGACCGGAGGACCACGAAAUGGUUUGACCGCUUGGAUGCUUUGCUUGGGAGCAGACCAUCAUUCAAGGGUCCAGCAUCGAGCCUUGAUUCGGGCACUAUGGCAUCGGAGGCCGCUCCAACGGCGAAUUUAGAGGUCGACAACGACGAAGGCGAGGAAAAUCAGCAACAACACUCGGUAUUGGAAACAAGCGAGGUUCUUGGCGUUGGAGAUCAGAGCUUGCUCGCUUGCUCGUCCCCCUUACCGGCAACCAAACGCAAAGGAAAGCGGACACAGGAUGCACUUUUCCUCGAGACCGUCCAGGCGUUGGAGGACCAGCGUGCCGUGGCGAAUGAGUCGCUGCGCGUAGAUCAGAUGGUGCAGUUCAGCCAGACCCAGGAAGCGGAGGCCAGAAUGAUCACCUCGAUGGAGCGCCAGUCAGAACUGGCGCUGCAGCAGAUGGAGCGCCAGCGGCACCAGGAUGAAGUGUUGGCGCUGCGCCAGGAGCUGCGCCAGGAGCGGCAGGAUGAGCAACAAGCGGCAUUUAACACUGGGUUUCUGGAAGUGCUUUCCCAGCUAGUGAAAGCCAACAGGUCUUCCUCCAAAUAGUGGCCCCUGUUAAUGUCUGCUGCUGAGCCUAUGCCUAGUUUAGGCAUAGUUUAGUUAAGUUGAGUUUAUUUGGUUUUUGUAAAUACUGACACACGACACACAACUUUGCACCAAGGUGUGUAUGCUGCUGAGUUUUUAUUUUAUAUUAUUACUGUUAUCACUUUAUUUUAUACUGACAUGUCCAACUGACACUUUGUCACUUUAUUUACAUUAAAAAAUUGUUCUCAUUUCAUGUUAUGUCAUAUGCUGCA
Molecule: messenger RNA, 1076 nt
Organism: Trematomus bernacchii (emerald rockcod)
Lineage: Eukaryota; Metazoa; Chordata; Actinopteri; Perciformes; Nototheniidae
Exons: 3
Coding region: 1-825 (274 amino acids)
Source: RefSeq, a predicted model, not a curated record